CCCACCACCACCAGUGGGUGCUUACCAGAUUGAACUGCAGAAGAGCCUCAAACGUUGACGAUUAUUAGGGAAACCAUAUUCUCGAGUGAUAUGUAGACAGUUUACUUUCAUCCGUCACGAUUCAUCCGUUCUUUACGUCGUCUUUGAUUUGCUCAACACAGAUUCCUGUGACGACUGUGAUUCCCUGUGAUAUCUGCCAGUAACAUGUCCAUGUUCAGCACGGGCAUCCUGGUGCUGACAUCUCCUCUUCACAUCCUCCCCUUACGCAUCGCGCCAGUCCUCAGCUCAGCUGCCGAGCGCGUGGAGCGCACGCUAUAUGUCCACCUCCAACCCGGGCUGAACCUGGGAAGUGGGAGCCAGCCCCGUCCAGUUUUCAUUCCACCGGUAGUGGAUCUGUCUACGCUUAUCUCGCGCCUUUACAGCAAUGCAGCUGAUGUUUGCGGCCACCUGGAUGUCCGUGUUUUGCUGACCAAUGUCCGCAGCCAGUCGACUGCCAGCGGUGGGACCACGAUACAGACCUCCCCGUUCCCCACGCCACAGUCUCUGUCGCACUCGCCAGAGGUGGUGCUAACGGACUUUGCGCUGCAGGAUCCGGGUCAGUCACAUCAGGUUACGCAGUGUCUGCAGAGGUAUACAGGCCGAUGCUACGUCUGCAGCCCCAGCCUGCGCUCAGUGCUGCUUCACCAACAGCCAGUGAGUCUGCAGGAUGAAGAGGAAGGCGUGAAGGAGAAGGCAGAACCCAUGGAGACCUACAGCGACGUGGUGGUAGGGGGGACAUUUGACCGGCUCCAUGGGGCCCACAAGACACUACUUAACAUCUCAUGCCUGCUAGCCGACAAACGGUUCCUUAUCGGUGUGUGUGACCAAGCUAUGCUGAAAAGAAAAGUUCUAAAAGAGCUGGUCCAGCCCUACGCUCUGCGGGUAGAGAAACUGCGGGAGUUCCUGCAGGACAUCAGACCCUCUCUGGAGGUGGAGAUUGUGCCCCUUGACGACCCCUAUGGAGUCUCCGUGGUCGACCCGUUGCUGCAGUGCAUUGUGGUUAGCGAGGAGACCAGAAAGGGAGGCGAGGCUGUCAACAAGAAACGCAUAGAAAAUGGCCUUCCAGCUCUCGUACUCCAUGAGAUCCAGCUGCUUAAAGAUGCCCACCACACUGAGACAGAGGAGGAGAAGAUCAGCUCCUCUAGUCUACGCUCUCGUCUUCUGGGAACCCUUCUCGCACCGCCUCAAGACACAUCCCAUCUCCCUCCCCUUCCAUAUGUGAUCGGCCUGACCGGGGGCAGCGGCAGUGGGAAGAGCUCCAUUGCCAAGCGGCUGGAAACACUGGGUGCCGUCCGGAUAGACUGCGACAAGCUGGGCCAUGAGGUGUACCAGCCUGGCACUGCAGCUUAUCACAGAGUGCUCGAAGAAUUUGGGUCAGAUCUACUGAAUGACGAUAAAACCAUCAACAGACGUGCAUUAGGAAGAAAGGUUUUUGGAAACCAGGAGCGGUUAAAAGCCCUAACAAACAUUGUAUGGCCUGAGAUCGCACUCCUGGUGAAAGAGAGAAUCAGAAACGCAAGAGAGGAAGGUAAGCAGGUUUGUGUGGUGGACGCAGCAGUUUUACUGGAAGCCGGUUGGACAGACAUGGUCCACGAGAUCUGGGUCACAGUCAUCCCCGAGGAGGAGGCUGUGUCGAGGAUAACCGAGCGAGAUGGUGUUAACACAGACGACGCCCUGCGCCGGCUCCAGAGUCAGUGGUCCAAUGCUAAGCAAGUAGAGCACGCCAAUGUUGUGCUCAGCACUCUGUGGGAGCCAGAGGUCACUCAGAAACAGGUACUGAAAGCUUGGAAUCUUCUUCAGAAGAGAAUCCAACAGAGACAGGAGGGACAGUAGGAACGUGUGUGUGUGUGUGUGUAAACACAUCAUGUCAGCUGUAACUGAGGCAUACAGAGUAAAACAUGUGUCAGGUCCAGGGACGCACAUAACAGCGAUACACACGAGGAGAAAAAUGCCGCCUUGUAAAGAAGUGGGAUUGGUUUCAGCAGCACGCUCAACAAGCUCUCUCACUUCUUUGCCCGUGACUCAGUGCCUGAUUGACUUUCAUCAAGUUUUUAAACUCUAGCUUUAUUUAAAGAUGAUGUAUUGAAAGAUGUGUGGAUGAGAAAAAGGUGAACUAUCCCUAACAAAAUAAUUUGGGCAUUUACAAGCUGAAAUUCAUGUUUGGGAUCAUAAAGUGUCAUAUUGUACCGAGAAUUGAAGAUCAAGAUUGCUUUUUUAUUAGCAUGCAUCUAAAUAGAUACUGUUGUGAAUUAUAAUUUACCAAACAAGGUUUGGUAUUUGUAGAAAUAUCAGCGAUCUCUUACAAUUUGAAUAAGUAAACUGACUAAUAAAGAAAAGAAUGGACACAUACGA
Messenger RNA from Labrus mixtus (cuckoo wrasse), 2391 nucleotides. It is a transcript of the gene coasy, whose product is annotated as CoA synthase. Bases 205 to 1872 code for a protein of 555 amino acids. Gene Ontology annotation, molecular function: dephospho-CoA kinase activity; ATP binding. The transcript has 10 exons. Gene Ontology annotation, biological process: coenzyme A biosynthetic process. The record is from RefSeq and is a predicted model, not a curated record. Lineage: Eukaryota; Metazoa; Chordata; Actinopteri; Labriformes; Labridae.